Drosophila santomea is the source of this 1034-nucleotide messenger RNA. RefSeq names its product farnesol dehydrogenase. Bases 12 to 761 code for a protein of 249 amino acids. NCBI's taxonomy places the organism in Eukaryota, Metazoa, Arthropoda, Insecta, Diptera, Drosophilidae. The transcript has 2 exons. The record is from RefSeq and is a predicted model, not a curated record.
AUUCGUGAGCAAUGGAUCGUUGGCAGAAUCGCGUGGCCGUAAUCAGUGGCGCCAGUUCCGGAAUCGGAGCUGCCUGUGCCCGGCUCUUGGUGUCCGCCGGUCUGCAGGUGGUGGGCCUGGCCCGGCGCACCGAUCGCCUGGAGCAGCUGCGUCAAUCCCUGCCGGAGGAGCAGAGGCAGCGCUUCCAUCAGCACAAAUGCGAUGUGUCGCAGGAGCGGCAGGUGGACAAUGCCUUCGAGUGGAUCGAAAAGGAGCUGGGCGGCAUCGAUGUGCUGAUCAACAAUGCCGGCAUCGUGCUGGGUGGCCAGCUGCUCGAUAUGCCCACCAAGGACAUUAGCAACAUUCUGCAGACGAAUCUCAUGGGCAGCAUUUACUGCACCAAACUGGCGGCCGGCAGCAUGAGACGCCGCCAGGUGGCCGGGCACCUGAUCUUCGUGAACAGCACGGCCGGAGUGGCCGGGUAUAAGCCGGAUCCGGCGGAUGAAAGCCUCAAUGCCUACACGCCCAGCAAAUUUGCCUUGACUGCCGUACAGGAGAUCUGCAGACAGGAGCUGAUCACUCAAGGAUCAAGGAUCAAGACCACGAGCAUCAGUCCCGGCUGGGUGGCCACCGAGAUCGUUCCGGACGAGACGAAGGCCAAGCUGGGCGAGGUGAUCCUCCAGGCGGACGACGUGGCCCAGGCUGUACUGUACGCCCUAUCCACACCGCCACACACUCAGGUGGAGCAGAUAACGCUGAGGGCGGUGGGCGAGUACUUCUGAUUUCUACUUUCGGAUAGCUGAUUGCUGAUUGCCCAACCGAGAACGCAGUUCCACAGCCCCAGAGAUUAGGCAAUCGACUUGCAGUGGAACAUCAUGCAGUAAGAAUCAAAUAAAGGCGAACGACCCGACCCGACAUGGCACCCAUUUGGUUUGCCACAAAACUGUUUGCUCUCACCUCGUUUCGUUUUAUUUUUAUUGUGGCGUUCAGUUGCGUAUAUGUGCUCAGCACCUUUCCGCAAGCCAAAUAAAUAAUUCAGUUUUCUACACUACCAA